AUGCCUCGUCAACGUAUUCACGUCGACUGGAAAACUGUUGAAGGGGCAUUUAGUAAACCUCGAAGACUUCACUUAGAAAAUGAUAAAGAAGGUCUUUUCCAUUGCCCCGCACUUGGCUGCGAACAUAAUGGUUUCGCGAGUCAACGAGGCUGUCGAAAGCACGUCAAAACAAAACAUCCAUGGUAUAUAUAUUUUGACACGAGGCCCAUAAUUUCUGCAGAGAGCUAACGAAAACUUGAUGUGAAUCAGUCCUGUUCGUCGGAAAGCAAACCAACGCUGCCGUGUUGUGCUACAAAUUCACAAUUGGCACGAUUAUUUUCUUCAUGGCUACAAAGCACGACCGGUGGCGGAAGGCAAGGGAAACAUGCUGAAAUCUCGGUAACUCGAGCAUUUAAAUUCUUGAAGUAUUGUUGUGAACAAUCGGGCGAGGAUGAACAAAACCUGUCGUCGAAUGUCCAACUUGUGGAUUACUUUUUGUGUUCUUCCAAAUUUCUAACAGAUUUUCUUGAUCACCUCGAAAGCACCUGGCAAAUGGGUCAAUCUGGUCGACUCGGCUACGUAAACAGUAUCGCUGACCUCUUAGAUUUCCGUCGAUUCCAUGCACCUUCAGGGCCCGUACUUCAAAUUUUUUCCAUUACCGAAGUAUACAUAAAACGUGCAAGGCAAUGCUUAGCAAAGCAGAUGCGUUCUCACUGGACGACAGACUUAGAUAUUGCAAGUCUCGAAUCGAAAAGAAGUUGGGCUACGCUUGCCGAACUUCAGACAGUAAUUCCCUUUCAUUUACAACGCUACAAAACAAUCUUAGAAGAGUACAGGAAAAAAUCUUUUGUCACUUCAAGCGACUUGACUUUUGCUACAAGAUUUGUUGCCGUCUUUAUGUUUGUCAGAGUGAAAGGAUGCCGACCGAUGACCUACCAGCAUUUGACAGUCCGUAUGUUUGAAAGCGCAAAGACAAACGCUGGAAUGGUCGAUCAAACCAUUUUUAAAACGGCGCAAAGAUAUGGGUUCAAUUCUCUUUACUUCGACGAGAUGAGCUUGGUAAUUGUCAAUGAUUACGUUCAAUACGUGCGACCCCUGCUGAAACCACAAUGUGAAUAUUUGCUAGUAAAUCGAAGCGGUAGUCAAUUUCAGAAGCUCACUGAGUUACUUAGCGUUUUCGUGUUUGAAGCGAUAGGCAAGUACAUUCACCCGACGAGGUACAGGCAGAUUAUUGAAACGGAGAGCGUAAACAAUUUAGAUUUGGAAGAACAACAAUUGGUAUCCGAGGACCAAAAACAUAGCUCAAGCGUGGCGAGAGUUCACUAUCAGAAGCUGCGGUCUCGGGAAGUAGCGUUAAAGGGACGAUCAUCCAUGGAAAAACUGCGCGGAGACCAUGGCAGAGCAAUGGACAUUUGCGUACAGCAAUUGAGACAGCAAGAUUCCAACGUGGGAAUUGAAGUGAAAGACAUGGAAACCGAAGGCGAUGGUGAGAAGGCGUCAUCUCAUUCAAGCGAAGGGGAGAUUGAAAACAACGAUGAAAUGCUACGAAAAAGCAGGGUUAAAGUCAGUUUUACACAAGAGGAGGACAAUUAUCUUAGAAAAGGGAUAGUAAAGUUUGGUAUGCGCUGGACUACAAUUUUAAACUGCCCGCUGUACAAGUUUGAACAAUCCAGAGCACCGACAACAUUACGAAUGCGCUGCCUCGUCCCCAGGCGCUAAUAAAAAAUUUCAUGCGAGUCACUAUAUGAAAGGUUUACAUGAAGUAGUGCAUCAUGACGAGCAAGCGCAGGGAGUUAUGGGCUUGAGGCACCGAAAAUUGAGGAGCGCCUGGGAGAUCUUGUGCCGUUUCUUGCAAAAUUCGUCUGUUUCUUGCAAAUCGUGGUUUUUCGACAGUUUGGAGGCUUUUUUCGCCAUUUUUUUUGAGGAAACAACAUUUCAAAUUGUUCAAUUAAACAUGUGAUUACAGUCAGAUGAUAUUUGAUAUCUUUUAACGCUUUGAAUGAUUCCGAGAUGUCAACACUUGAAGAGUUCUACGGGGCUGUAGAAGCCGGUUUAUAUAAUAAAUUUACAAGGUAUGGAAAAAUGACAAUGUAUUUUUAUCACGAUGAGCAAUUUAUUUUAAAAAUAUACAGCUACAAGACGUUUUUUAAACAAGGGAGCGAUGAAACUUUAUUUUGAAUUGUAUUUGCAAGAUUCGUCUCAGGAUUUCAGUUACAAGCUUAUUUACAUGCAGUAUGUUUGAUUUUCACAAUGCAAACGAUCGGCAAUAUUUUGAAUAAUUCAGGUAAGGAUAGCUUUAUUUCUUUCUGGUGAUAUACAUGAAGGGAUUUAUAUUUAGAUCUGUUGUUUACUUGUAUGUUCGACAGCUAUUAUACAAGAUCGGCCAGGCGCUACCCAGAACGCUCAUAUCCCACUGUCCUUUGCGCGCGCCUAUAAUGUGACGCACUACUUCAUGUAAACCUUUUAUAUAGUGAUUCGCAAAUUUUUUAAUUAGCGCCUGGGGACGAGGCAGACGAAUGCGUGCGAAAACACUUAAAUUAAUAUACACUCGAACUGUAGUUGUUAAAAUUAUAUAAACUUAUUAUUGUUAACAAAACUGUGUAUGAAAAAAAAAUCAACAGCUUGAGUGUAUUUGAAUGUGUUCUUCUAUUAAAAACAUUGUGCGCACUUAUAUGACACCGAUUGUGUGGAAAAUAUAAGUUGUGAGACAACAUAAAUCAGGGGGAAAAUGUCAUGAAAAUACUUCUAGGCAAGCUUUCUGCAAAUUAAACAAACACUGUCUUUAUAUUGAUCAAAAACUUCUAUUUGUAAUACAAAAGAGCAAAUGCAUGCAUGUACCCACUAAAUAUUUUGCAAUAUACGUAUUUGUACAAGCAUCUAUAUUUAUGUAAUAAGAGUAUGUGUAUAAUAUGUCAGGAUAUUAUCUUGUGCAUUUAUGAAAACCCUAUAGCCGCGUUUAGCUCUGAAUGUUAGACAAAUUGAUAUAGCGCGAAUAAAUAUUAUUUAAAUUAUCAACUACCGUAUUUACUCGUUUGAGCGCCGCGGCGCUCUUUAAAUUUUCAAAGCUUCAGAUGCGGCGCUCAUUCGGGGGCGGCGCUCAAUCGGGGGCGGCGCUCUUUAAAAAAAUCUUUUAUUUGUGAAUUAUAUCAAGAACUUUUAACAAUAAAAUAAACAAGUUUUGAAUGUCUUUGUCACUAAAUGUCCCCAUUUUGAUGGUGGAAAAUUAUUACACUGUUUAGCGCGGCGCUCAUUCGGGGGCUGCGCUCUUUAAAAAAAUCUGAUCUCAAAUGCGGCGCUCAUUCGGGGGCGGCGCUCAAACGAGGACGGCGCUCAAUCGAGUAAAUACGGUAAUUAAACUAUACGAUUAAGUUGUGUGCUCUCGAUCGGAACGAUUGUUGCUGAUGUCGCAACAUAUAAUUGUGAAAGGGGGAUUUCCCUUUUUUCAUUACAACGAUUCGGUCUCCGAGGCGAUCCGAUAUUUACGGAACAAACCGAUCCUAUUCCAAAGAAGAUCCUAAAAAUUAAGGGAACCGAUGAUUCUUAUUCAAUUGUGUGA
Paramuricea clavata is the source of this 3535-nucleotide messenger RNA. The record is from the annotation of a GenBank genome assembly. Lineage: Eukaryota; Metazoa; Cnidaria; Anthozoa; Malacalcyonacea; Plexauridae.